Messenger RNA from Aspergillus aculeatus ATCC 16872, 1418 nucleotides. RefSeq names its product FPP/GGPP synthase family protein. The coding region runs from base 55 to 1239 and encodes 394 amino acids. The record is from RefSeq and is a predicted model, not a curated record. Gene Ontology annotation, biological process: isoprenoid biosynthetic process. Gene Ontology annotation, molecular function: prenyltransferase activity. The transcript is spliced from 2 exons. Lineage: Eukaryota; Fungi; Ascomycota; Eurotiomycetes; Eurotiales; Aspergillaceae.
AAAGUAAGCGGAUACAGCAAAGCAACCUUCGUCUUAAGACGCACGGGAAAGAAGAUGCCUUCCGAGCCACUUUUCCAGCCACCCCCGACCACUCUCCUCCAACCCAGUUCGAGCUCGGUCACGAAUGACGAUGUUUGGGUCGAAGCGGGUCCACCCAGCAUGCCCAGAUCUGACUUGACAGCGAUCCCCGAGCAGGGUCGGGGGCUUGGAUCGACAACAGCAGCCGAUGGCGUCCUUUCGACGAAUCCCAAUUAUGUGGCCCGCACGCAUACCCGUAACCGGUCCAGUGUGGAUGGCACCAAGUACAAGGACGGGCAAUGGUCGCCGGAGAACGAGAAGAUCGUGCUCGGUCCCUAUGACUAUAUGCUUCAGCACCCGGGCAAGGACAUUCGCCGACAGCUCAUCAACGCCUUCAAUGUAUGGCUGAAUGUGCCCCCGGAGAGCUUGACGAUCAUCACGAAGGUGGUGGCCAUGCUGCACACUGCCUCUUUACUAAUCGACGAUGUCGAAGAUAACUCGGUCCUCCGCCGCGGGAUCCCCGUGGCCCACAACAUCUACGGCACGGCGCAGACGAUCAACUCGGCCAACUACGUGUACUUCCUCGCGCUGCAGGAGGUGCAGAAGCUGCACAACCCGGCCGCCAUCGACAUCUACGUGCAGGAGCUGCUGAACCUGCACCGGGGGCAGGGCAUGGACCUGUUCUGGCGGGAGACGCUGACCUGCCCCACCGAGGAGGAGUACCUGGAGAUGGUCGGCAACAAGACGGGCGGGCUGUUCCGGCUGGCCGUGAAGCUGAUGCAGGCCGAGAGCGGCGCGGGCAAGGACUGCGUGAGUCUGGUCAACGUCAUGGGCCUGGUCUUCCAGAUCUGCGACGAUUACCUGAACCUCUCCAGCGGCACCUACACCAAGAACAAGGGCCUUUGCGAGGACCUCACCGAGGGCAAGUUCUCCUUCCCGAUCAUCCACAGCAUCCGCGCCCGACCGGGGGAUCACCAGCUGCUCAGCAUUCUCAAGCAGAAGACCACCGACGAGGAGGUCAAGCGCUACGCGGUGACGUACAUGGAGCGGACCGGCAGUUUUGCGCACACGCGGGACGUCGUCCGCGAACUGCGGGACAAGGCGUUGGCGCUCAUCACCGAGAUCGAUGGCCACGGGGCCUGCGACGAUGGCGCGAUGGUUCGUUCGAUUCUCAACAAGAUCACAGAAUCUACACUAGGGAAACCUCAAGAGUCCAAUUAAUAGGAGAGGGGAAAACUGGCAAUCCUAUUUCAUGCCACAAACCCGACAUGAUCCCAGGCCGUCGAAUUGGACGAUGGAGUUCGGACAUUCAUGUGGUGGUUCAAGCAAAGAGAGAUAAUGGAGAAACAUACAUGAUCUUGUGUAUUUAGCAGCGCUGAAUCAGAGAUUGCACACGUGAU